Thalassophryne amazonica is the source of this 1688-nucleotide messenger RNA. RefSeq names its product LMBR1 domain containing 1 (gene lmbrd1). NCBI's taxonomy places the organism in Eukaryota, Metazoa, Chordata, Actinopteri, Batrachoidiformes, Batrachoididae. Gene Ontology annotation, biological process: protein localization to vacuole. The record is from RefSeq and is a predicted model, not a curated record. Gene Ontology annotation, cellular component: vacuolar membrane.
CGUCACCGUGAGCACGUGGUUUUGUUGAGAUGGCGGCUCAGUCUGUGCUCCCUGAGUCUGUCCUCGGUUGGUCUAUUUUCACCUUUGUACUUUUGGUAAUCCUAGCUUUUUGUUGGGUCUACAUUCGGAAAUAUCAAAGUCGUCGGGAGAGUGAAGUUGUUUCAACUAUAACAGCAAUAUGUGCCCUGGCCAUUGCUUUGAUAACGUCCGCACUCCUGCCAGUGGAUAUACUCCUUGUGUCAUUCAUGAAGUAUCCCAAUGGUACUUAUAAGGAAUGGGCAGCAAAGAAUGAGACGAGAGGACAGAUUGAAGACACUGUGUUAUAUGGCUAUUACACUCUCUUCUCCAUCAUACUAUUCUGUGUCUUCCUUUGGAUCCCUUUUGUGUAUUUCUACUAUGAAGAAAGGGAUGAUGACAAUGAGAACAAAUGCUCGCAAGUGAAUAAUGCUCUGAAGUAUACAACUGGAUUUGCCUUUAUCUGUGUGGUUCUACUUUUAAUUGGAGCCUUUGUUCCACUUGAAGCCCCAACUGAUAAUAAUUCUACUCAGUGGAAGAAAGUAGAAUACCUUUUUAAAGAGCUUGGGACAAGUCAUGGUCUAUAUGCUUUGUCUUUCUCCAUCAGCUCUCUGACCUUGAUUGGCAUGUUGGCAGUAAUCACGUACAUGGCAUACGGCAUGUCUGUGCUGCCUCUGAAUCUCAUAAAAGGCACACGGAGUGUGGCGUAUGAGCGCCUGGAGAACACAGAAGACAUUGAUGAUGUGGAGCAUCAGAUAGAAAACCUGAAGUCAAAGUGUAAAGAUGGCCGUCCACUUUCUUCAAGGGACCGACACAACCUGCAGGAGUUGGAGGAGAAACUGCAAGUCCUUCGACGUAGGGGACGGCACCUGGAAAUUGUAGAGGAAACUGCCUGCACUAAAUUGGGCAGUGUCUUGAGACCUUUCAAGGUAAUCUUGGGUGUUUUCUUCAUCCUGGUGGCUCUGCUGCUCAUCAUUUCUCUGUUCAUUUCAAAUUUGGACAAAGCUCUUCAUUCUGCAGGUAUCAGCUCUGGAUUUAUAAUCUUUGGCACCAACUUAACCAAUCCCCUGAACGAACUUCUAUUAGCCUUACAACCUGUUUUCCCCUUGGAUUACAUCCUGAUCACAGUCAUCACUGUGUACUUUGUACUCACAUCAAUGGCUGGCAUUCGCAACAUGGGCAUCUGGUUCUUCUGGAUAAGGCUGUACAAAAUACGACCAAAGAGAACCUGUCCACAGGCUCUUCUGUUCCUCUGUAUGAUUCUUCUCUUGAUUGUUCUUCACACCAGCUAUAUGAUCUAUAGCCUUGCUCCACAAUAUGUCAUGUAUGGCAGUCAAAAAUAUAUUGUACAGAUGUCCUCGGUAGGUCAUGCAUCUGGGAGUACUACUUCAGGCUUGACAAAAAUCUGUGAUGCCGAUGCCCCUGAGGACCAGUGCACUGUGACAAGAACCUAUCUUUUCCUGCACAAGUUUUGGUUCUUCAGUACUGUCUACUACUUUGGCAACUGGGUAUUUAUUGGGGCUUUCCUUAUCGGUCUGGUUGUGUCGUGCUGCAGAGGGAAGAAGUCUGUGAUUGAAGGAGAAGUGGAGGCUGAUAACUCAGAUUUGAGUGAUGAUGAAUAUGUGCACUAGUAAUCAGACUUUAAGUGGACAGGUCAGUAGAACUUCCGACCA